Molecule: messenger RNA, 2601 nt
Organism: Cynocephalus volans (Philippine flying lemur)
Lineage: Eukaryota; Metazoa; Chordata; Mammalia; Dermoptera; Cynocephalidae
Gene: DPP6
Product: dipeptidyl peptidase like 6
Exons: 26
Coding region: 1-2601 (866 amino acids)
Biological process (GO): regulation of potassium ion transmembrane transport; proteolysis
Cellular component (GO): voltage-gated potassium channel complex; plasma membrane
Molecular function (GO): serine-type peptidase activity; potassium channel regulator activity
Source: RefSeq, a predicted model, not a curated record
AUGGCUUCGCUGUACCAGAGGUUCACGGGCAAGAUCAACACCUCGCGGUCCUUCCCGGCGCCCCCGGAGGCGAGCCACCUCCUGGGCGGCCAGGGGCCCGAGGACGACGGCGGCGGCGCCGGGGCGAAGCCCCUCGGCCCGCAGGCGCAGGCGGCGGCGCCCCGGGAGCGCGGCGGCGGCGGCGGCGGCGCGGGUGGCCGGCCCCGGUUCCAGUACCAGGCGCGGAGCGACUGUGACGAGGAAGACGAGCUGGUGGGGAGUAAUCCUCCACAAAGGAAUUGGAAAGGAAUAGCAAUUGCACUGCUUGUGAUUCUGGUUAUCUGCUCCUUGAUUGUCACCUCGGUCAUACUGCUGACACCAGUGGAAGAUAAUAGUCUGUCUCAAAAGAAGAAGGUCACUGUGGAAGAUCUUUUCAGUGAAGAUUUCAAACUUCAUGACCCUGAGGCCAAGUGGAUCAGUGAUAAAGAAUUCAUCUACAGAGAGCGGAAAGGAAGUGUGAUACUGCGGAACGUUGAAACAAAUACUUCCACUGUGUUAAUAGAAGGCAAAAAAAUUGAAUCUUUAAGAGCCAUCAGAUAUGAAAUAUCUCCAGAUAAAGAGUAUGCGCUUUUUUCAUAUAAUGUGGAACCAAUAUAUCAACACUCCUAUACCGGAUAUUAUGUCCUGAGCAAAAUUCCUCAUGGGGAUCCCCAAAGUCUGGACCCGCCAGAAGUCAGCAAUGCCAGGCUUCAGUAUGCAGGGUGGGGCCCUAAAGGCCAGCAGCUGAUAUUCAUCUUUGAAAACAAUAUCUACUACUGCGCACACGUCGGGAAGCAAGCCAUCCGCGUGGUCUCCACCGGGAAGGAAGGCGUGAUUUACAACGGCCUCGGCGACUGGCUGUAUGAAGAGGAGAUUCUGAAGACCCACAUCGCACACUGGUGGUCCCCUGAUGGCACGAGGCUUGCCUAUGCCACGAUCAACGACUCCCGUGUCCCCCUCAUGGAGCUCCCGACCUACACCGGCUCCAUCUACCCUGCAGUGAGGCCCUAUCACUACCCUAAGGCUGGAUGUGAAAACCCCAGUAUUUCCUUGCACGUUAUUGGAUUAAACGGACCCACCCACGACUUGGAGUUGAUGCCCCCUGAUGACCCGCGGAUGAGGGAGUACUACAUCACCAUGGUCAAGUGGGCAACCAGCACCAAGGUCGCCGUGACCUGGCUGAACCGGGCGCAGAACGUGUCCAUCCUCACCCUCUGUGACGCCACCACAGGGGUCUGCACCAAGAAACACGAGGAUGAAAGCGAGGCCUGGCUCCACAGACAGAAUGAAGAACCAGUAUUCUCCAAGGACGGCCGGAAGUUUUUCUUUGUCAGGGCGAUCCCCCAGGGAGGACGAGGAAAAUUCUAUCACAUCACUGUGUCGUCAUCCCAGCCCAACAGCAGCAACGACAACAUCCAGUCCAUCACCUCUGGGGACUGGGACGUGACCAAGAUCCUGUCCUAUGAUGAGAAGAGGAAUAAGAUCUACUUCCUGAGCACGGAGGACCUGCCUCGGAGACGACAGCUCUACAGCGCUGACACGGUGGGUGACUUCAACCGGCAGUGCCUGUCCUGUGACCUGGUAGGGAACUGCACCUACUUCAGCGCCUCCUUCAGCCACAACACGGACUACUUCCUGCUCAAGUGCGAGGGUCCUGGAGUUCCUACGGUGACAGUGCACAACACGACAGAUAAGACAAAAAUUUUUGACCUAGAAACAAAUGAACACGUGCAGAAAGCCGUAAAUGACCGACAGAUGCCUAAAGUAGAAUACAAGAAAAUCGAGAUUGACGAUUAUAACCUGCCCAUGCAGAUCCUGAAGCCCGCAGCCUUCACCGACACUGCCCACUACCCGUUGCUCCUGGUGGUGGACGGCACCCCCGGGAGCCAGAGCGUGGCUGAGAAGUUCGAAGUGACCUGGGAGACAGUGAUGGUGAGCAGCCACGGAGCGGUGGUGGUCAAGUGCGACGGCCGAGGCAGUGGCUUCCAGGGGACCAAGCUCCUGCACGAAGUGAGGAAGAGGCUGGGCUCCCUGGAGGAGAAGGACCAGGUGGAGGCUGUGAGGACGAUGCUCAAGGAGCAGUACGUGGAUAAGACACGGGUCGCCGUGUUCGGGAAGGAUUACGGUGGGUACCUGACCACUUACAUCCUCCCAGCGAAGGGUGAAAACCAAGGUCAGAUUUUCACCUGCGGCUCUGCUCUCUCUCCAAUAACAGACUUCAAACUCUACGCUUCUGCCUUUUCCGAGAGGUACUUGGGCCUCCACGGGCUGGACAACAGAGCGUAUGAGAUGACCAAAGUGGCCCAUCGGGUGGCAGCGCUGGAGGGGCAGCAGUUUCUGAUCAUCCACGCAACUGCGGACGAGAAAAUCCAUUUCCAGCACACGGCAGAACUCAUUACACAACUAAUCAGAGGAAAGGCCAAUUACAGCUUGCAGAUAUACCCAGACGAAAGCCAUUACUUCAACAGCGCUGCCCUCCAACAACAUCUGUACCAAUCCAUCGUCAACUUCUUUGUGGAGUGCUUCCAGAUUCAGGACAAACUACCGACAGUCACAACGAAAGAAGACGAGGAGGAGGACUGA